Molecule: messenger RNA, 715 nt
Organism: Zingiber officinale
Lineage: Eukaryota; Viridiplantae; Streptophyta; Magnoliopsida; Zingiberales; Zingiberaceae
Exons: 4
Coding region: 25-678 (217 amino acids)
Source: RefSeq, a predicted model, not a curated record
AGAUUCACAAGUGAGGGUGGACCAAUGUACUACGGUGCAGAGGCUUCCUUGGACGUUUUCCAACUCAAAGGCCUUUUGAACAACCAAGCGAGUGCCAGCCAAAUCAUUCUGACCAAAGGCGAAAAAGGGCCUAGAAACUCCUUGAAUGCGGUCCAUGUCGGGUACCAUGUUGACUUCACCGUGGAGGGGGACAACUUGACUCACUUCUUCACAUACUGGACUUCGAAUGGGUACCUAGGUACUGGUUGCUAUAACAUGCUCUGCUCCGGGUUUCUCCAAGCAAGUAGAGAAUUGGCUCCAGGGCAGGUCUACACAGGAAAUAGCUUGACACUCAAGAUUUAUAAGGAUCGUCUUGGCAACUGGAACCUGGACAGGGAUAGUGAAAGGAUCGGGUUUUGGCCGAAGGCGAUCUUCAGCAACAUGGGGGAUGCUUCUAUGGUGGAAAUGGGUGGAAAUGUUCGCUCGCCCAUGGGCUUGGCGAGUCCGGCUAUGGGCAGUGGAAAAGCGGUUAAAGCAGUUAUGAGGGACAUCAACAUGGUGGAUGGACAAGGCAAUCUGUAUCGAGCAGACUCGAGCAAAUUGAAGCUGAUAAAUGAUCUUGGCCCGCCCUACUACAUUGCUAAUUAUGACUCGUUUAACUUGUAUUAUGGUGGCCCUGGAGGAUGGAAGAAAGCUUGAAUCAUGCAGUAGUGGGGUGAUAUAUAUUCAGCUCAAA